AUGGCACCUCAGUCCAUGCUAGAUAUGAAGAAUUCCUUCCUAGGAAUGGCUGAUAUCGACUGGGAUGGCUCUACCCCUCGUUUGAUCGAGUAUCGAGCCCCGCAGAAGAGGGACGACUCCCAACCUUCAUUGAAUAGCCUGGGAAAUGAACUAAUUGUCAUCAUCUUCGACAUUAUCAGUACUGAAAGUCCGAAAUCCAUGAAGAACCUCGCACUGGUUAGUUCGCACUACUACCAUGUAGCGCGGUAUUGUCAGCAUCGAGAGAUAUGCCUCGAUAUAUCAAAGAAAAACAAAGAGCGGCUUCAAGAGCGGCUCGCAUACAUCGUGAAAAGUGGACUUUCGUCAGCUGUUCGACGCAUUAACGUGCGAGGCCACGAGUAUGGGGAAAACGUCGAUGCCGUAGUCCAGCUCCUGCAAAAGACCACUGGCUUAAAGGACCUGGAGUGGUUCAACAAUGGCCCUCCCGUUUCGUCAAUUGGUGUUCCUGAGCAGGUCAUUGCUGCACUUCGCCCCAUGAAGCUGGUUCGCCUUUACACCAACCUCGAACAAGACAUAGCCAGGCCACGUAGGCCAACGCCGAAGUUCAUUACGCCUCUCCAAACAACAGGGAGUGACAAUCUGUAUUCGCUCAGAAUGUGCUUGACUUUCCAUGAGGAUGACGGCAUCAUCAAGAUGACGCGGAUUCUGAAGCAGAUACUUUUGUCCAGCCCCAACGUUCGCAAGCUUGCCAUUGACCUCGGCGCUCGGAGGCGCGGUCGUACAUUAAUCCCCGCACGCAGAUAUCUUGGCCUUGGAUUCGUGAACGGCGAGCGACCUCCAGCGCUAGAAGAGCUGGAGUUGCAAAAUUACCUCUUUGGACGUGCAAAAGAGCCCGGAGAAACGGGAUCAUUUGAAGGCUCCUUUGGUUAUCCUGGAAAGGGCUGGGAGGAGGAUUACUGGGUUGAGACAUUUGACUGGUCCAGAUUAAGAAAGCUACGGACCAAAGACUGGAACCUUGCCUUGAAGUUGGCACCAAAGCUUAUUUCGCUUGACGAAGCCUCAUUUGGACAAGACAGAGCAUGGAGCAAGUUUCCGGAAUUUUAUAGGGCGGUUCCCAACGCUCUCAGUACCCUCGUAUUCCCCAAACUUGCUUCACUGGGGGUUGAGAGAAUCGUUGCACACGCAUCUAAACUGAAAGUUCUUCAUAUUCAUCAAGAACAGUUCCGCCUUUGGGGAGUGCCAUACAAUUGGGCAGAAGACGCUAUCGACGCACCAUCGCUACUUAAAAUUCAACAAGAAUGCCCUGUAAUCGAGGAGCUGGCGCUUGAUAUCAACAGGCAAGGUGAUUGGCCGUACGAUAUUUUCGAUAUCUUGGCAGGGUUCCCCAAGCUACGAAGUUUGACAAUAUGGUUUGAGCUGUACUCGGAUGCGCUCCUGCAAUUCGUUCAGCCCCCUUUGACCUACUUUGCUGUCGAGUAA
This is a messenger RNA of Clonostachys byssicola, 1458 nucleotides long. NCBI's taxonomy places the organism in Eukaryota, Fungi, Ascomycota, Sordariomycetes, Hypocreales, Bionectriaceae. The record is from the annotation of a GenBank genome assembly.